Messenger RNA from Cuscuta europaea, 1922 nucleotides. Lineage: Eukaryota; Viridiplantae; Streptophyta; Magnoliopsida; Solanales; Convolvulaceae. The record is from the annotation of a GenBank genome assembly.
UCCUCCGGGAGUACCUGAGGUACACCGGCCUGGCCCCCUGCCAACUGACUCCCAACAGCCACUCGUACAUAACGGGGUUUGUGAACCUGUGCAAACUCCGGAAGGUUACAACGAGCCUGGAGUUAUUCUUCCAAAGCUUCAACCUAUGCCGGGGGGGACAUACAAAUGCCGAGGGCUAUGCGAACUUACAGCAGAUAGCUCAGUUCAAAUUGUUCACUGAGGCCCCUUCUUCCAACAAGGGGUGGAGAGAGCGAUGGUGCUACAUCAGACUGGCCGACAGCCCGUUCCCGAGGGAGUUGCGGAAUCGCUUUCGGCGCCAUGUGAAGGCCAAGAGUGCCGCCCUCGAGAAGGAUGGCCUGAAGAUUGCAAAGAUUCCCGAGGGUCGGGAAAAGAACGUAACCAUCAAGGAGUGCACCCUCGAGGAGGACCUGUAUGCCCUCGGAUUCCUGAGGUAUCGGUUCAUUGGGGAGACCGAUGAGAAAUAUCCCCUCUACGAUAAAGCCUUCGUGGGAGCAGGAGGUAGCAGGAUGAAUGCCAACGCCUUGUUCGCGAAGAGGAAGGGCAAGACCCAGCAAAAGGAGAAGGGGCCCUCGGGCCAGAAGCCAGUUGACGCGCUUUUCCCGAAGGUCACAGAGCCUUCCGCCGGGGACGCCCAUGCUGCUGUGGGGACCGGGGGGUCGAAGGCCGAGGCGGCCGCUAAGAAGAAGAGGAGCGACAAGGGGGUGGAGCCCCCCACCAAGAAGCAGAAAGGCGCCGUGGGUGCUGUCGGGGAGGCGGCCCCCCUCAUAGUCAUUGAUGACAUGCCCGCCGUUGAUGAGCCUCUGGCCUCGGUCCCCCCGAAGGAUCCGGUGAAUCCCCCCCGGGCGGAAUCACCCCGGGAGAUCCGUCAGCUCUCCUUUGCCCCCGGCGCUUCGUUGAUGCACGGCACUGCCGAGCCGAAGGCCUUCCUGCGGGACAUCACCUCGAAGAUGGACAGGGAAGUCUUCGAGACCUACGAUGACGAUGCCCUCGAGAACAGGAUCCUCCGGUCCUCGCUCACUGCCUGCAUAGCCCUCGGGGAACAGGCCCGGAGGCGCGAGGAAAGGCGUCUUCACGAGGCCGCCCAGGAUAAGAAGGUGGAGGGGCUGAUCCGUAAGAACUCCGAGGCGGUGAAGCAUGCUGCCCAGCUGGAGGAGGCCCUUCGGGAGGCGAAGGCGGCGGCGGAGAAGGCCAAGGCUGAUGGUAUAGCCGAAGGCAAGGCAGAGGCCGAGAGGGCUGCUGCCGAGGCGGCGAAGAAAGCCGCCGAUGAAGCCCAAACUGCUAAGGAGAGAGCUGCGGCCGAGGCCCGAGGGGAGGCAGUUGCGGAAUUCCUUGCUGAGGGCUGGAGGGCCGAGGGCCACAAGGAGUGGGUUGCCUCCGUGGUGGCAGCCUCGGUGGACGCUUGGGUAGAAGGCCCCGGGGUUGACUGGCUGACCGAUAGGGGCGACGCCUACUAUCAGGGGGGUGAGUUCUUUACCCAGCACCUGAUAUACCGGAGGCUCGCCAGGCACUUCGGCGUAUCCCUCGAACAAUUUGACCCCUCGGUAUAUGGCCUCCCUCCGUUGCAACCAGAUGUCAGAGUUCCCCUCCCCCCGGGUGAAGAGCGGCCAACAAUCUAUGAUUCUGUGAUGAUGGGGGGUGACGGGGUUGGAGCCGUCGGGGGUGAUGCUACCGGAGAAGAAGUCUCCUCCAAGGCUGUCGUGGAAGAUGCCCCCGGUGACAACGAGGCUGAAGCCGCCGAGAAGAUUGUUACUUAGUCAAUUUUUUUUUAAAAAGCCUUGUAAUGAAACUUUUGUUGCCCCUCGGCUUUGGCCACACUCUGUAAUGAUCACAUUGACUAUUUUUGUGUUGUAAUUGAAUGAUUGCCUUCGGGCUUGGUGUAUAUGAUAUGCUUCCUUCUGAUC